Molecule: messenger RNA, 651 nt
Organism: Saprolegnia diclina VS20
Lineage: Eukaryota; Oomycota; Saprolegniomycetes; Saprolegniales; Saprolegniaceae
Exons: 2
Coding region: 1-651 (216 amino acids)
Biological process (GO): transmembrane transport
Molecular function (GO): transmembrane transporter activity
Source: RefSeq, a predicted model, not a curated record
AUGCUGUACUCGAAUGCAGAAACCAACUCGUGGAAGUUCCUCAAGCUCAUUUCGGUCAAGGAGAACGUGACGUACAUCAACUUCAUCGGCUUUGUGCUCGCGUCCGGCUUUGCCAUUUGCAUGUAUGUCUUCCUCAACGCGUCCCAAGGCUUCGUGCUCGGCAGCAUCCUCAACGUCUCGUCCAAGGACCUCGGCAACAUCACGGGCAACCUCACGUUCUUUGACCAGUGCAUCUCGCUCGUCAUGGUGUAUGUCUGGGGCGUCUUGAGCGACCGCGUCGGCCGCAACUUCAUUUACGGCGCGGGCUUUGGCUUUAUGGGUCUCGCGCUCAUUUUGUACCCGUACGCGACUGGCGUCAGCACGGACCUCGUCUUCUACCGCUUUGUGUUUGCGCUCGGGACGGCCGCCACCUCGUGCAUGCUCACGGCCGUGCUCGCCGACUACUCGGCGGAGGGCGGUCGCGGCAAGCUCAGCGGUCUCGUCGGUCUCAUGUCGGGUCUUGGUGCGAUCUUUGCUGUCUUUGUCUUUAUGCCGAUCCCCGCCAAGUUCCGCGGCUCGGUCGAAGGCAUCAAGUACGCGUUCGGUCUCGUCGGCGGCAUCUCGAUCGGGUUUGGCGUCCUCCGAGGCGCUUUUGUCGCCGGCCAACAUUGA